This is a messenger RNA of Beta vulgaris subsp. vulgaris (sugar beet), 3031 nucleotides long. Its product is annotated as protein SCARECROW. NCBI's taxonomy places the organism in Eukaryota, Viridiplantae, Streptophyta, Magnoliopsida, Caryophyllales, Amaranthaceae. Gene Ontology annotation, molecular function: sequence-specific DNA binding; DNA-binding transcription factor activity. The record is from RefSeq and is a predicted model, not a curated record. Gene Ontology annotation, biological process: regulation of DNA-templated transcription; gravitropism; radial pattern formation. Gene Ontology annotation, cellular component: nucleus. The transcript has 2 exons. Bases 163 to 2685 code for a protein of 840 amino acids.
GAGUUAUCCCAUGUUAGGAUGCCAAAUAAAAUGAGUCAAGAAAAAUGACGACAAUCAGAACACAUCCAUUAUUCCUUACAUCUAAUCUCCCAAAAACACAACCACCCACCUCCCUUUGAGCCCCCCCAUUCUUUACCCUUUUCCUCUUCUUCCUCUUUCUGUAUGGCUGCUUCUUCUACCUUCUUUCCUGACCCUAAUAUCCUCUUUCCUUAUUAUUAUUAUCAUCAUCAUCAUCCUUCUUCUCCUCCUUCUUCUCCUUAUUAUGCUAAUCUUUCUUCUCCAUUUUCAACUUACUCCACUACUAGUACUACUAAUCCAUUAAUGUCUAACCCUCCUCAAACCAAUUCUCUUCCGAGUUCGAGCAUCGACAGGACCAAUACCAAUACCAAUACUAAGAUGGUAAGAAAGAGGACCGCUUCCGAGAUGGAGCGCCCUCCUUCUCUACCAACAAAUAACAAUGAAAUUUUAGAUCAUCGUAUUAAUGCGCGCCAACAACUUAUGCUACCACAACAACAUCAUCAGCAGCCUCAGUAUCAGCAACAGCAGCAAGAAUAUAACACUGGUGGUGAUGCAGCGACAGAUGGUAGUGAUCAGCAGCCUCUUGUUUGUGGGUUUUCUGGGCUGCCUUUAUUUCCACCUGUGGUUGAUAGAAAUGUUGUAGUGUCAAACAAUAGGAGUACUAGUAUAAGUAUGACUAAUUUUUCGAACUCGGGUUCGAGUUCAAUGGUUGGUGGUGCUACUUCAAUGGAAGAUCCUGGGUGGAUUGAUGGUAUUAUAAAGGAUUUGAUUCAGACAUCUAAUUCCAUUUCUAUUCCUCAGUUGAUUCAAAAUGUUAGAGAGAUUAUUUACCCGUGUAACCCUAACCUUGGUGCUGUUAUUGAGUUUAGGCUUCGGUCUUUAGCAGACCCACUUGUUGCGCAACCACUUCCACCACCACCACCACAUCCUACUCCUACUACAACUAUGUCUCAUCCUCAAUUUCAUAAGCAACAAAAUCAACAACCUGGUUUUUCCAGAAUCAGCAACACUAGUAAUUCUAUUCAUCAACCUGGUUUGCAUAAUAAUAAUAAAGCUUAUUAUAACAGCAAUUUGAGUGAUAUUGACUAUUUCUCUCCUCUUGCUGCUGCUGCGGCUGAAUGUAAUGCAAAUAUGAACUGGGGAGGGGCGGCGAUGAAUACGCCUCCCUCGUCUCUUCCUAGACAACAACAACCACAACAACAACAACCUUUGUCGAUCAAUGAAGGUGGAUGUGUUGGUGGUGGCGGCAAUAGUAACAAUUCAAAUUCAAUGUCAAUGUCAAUGUCAAACCAAAACCCUCCACAGCCUGAGACAUCUCACGCUGUGGAGGGUAACUCGGAUCAGAACCCCGAGAAUAAUCUUGAUUCUCGGGGUUCUGAUCCGGGGGUGGGCUCAACAACAGUAGUAGGGACAGAGGAAUCCCCGUCUACUGUUGUUGGGACACCACCCGCUCCCACUCCUCCGCCACCGCAGCAAGUUACUGCGGUGGCGAGGGAAAGGGAGCGGGAGGAGCUUCGGCAAAGGAAGAGGGAUGAGGAAGGAUUACACCUACUCACCCUAUUACUCCAAUGUGCCGAAGCUGUCUCCGCAGACAAAUUUGAUGAUGCCAACAAAAUGCUAGUGGAAAUCUCCGAGUGGGCUACACCAUUCGGCACCUCCGCACAACGCGUUGCGGCGUAUUUCUCCGAAGCUAUGUCAGCUCGUUUAGUGAGCUCUUGCCUUGGCAUUCACACAGCAUUACCUUCAAUCCCACAUUACCAAAAACUAGUAUCAGCAUUCCAAGUAUUCAAUGGAAUAAGUCCAUUUGUUAAAUUUUCUCACUUCACAGCUAAUCAAGCUAUUCAAGAGGCUUUUCAAAGAGAAGAGAGAGUUCACAUUAUUGAUCUUGAUAUCAUGCAAGGCCUACAAUGGCCUGGACUUUUCCACAUUUUAGCAUCUCGGCCUGGCGGACCGCCUUUCGUUAGACUUACCGGGCUUGGGACGUCCAUGGAAGCUCUCGAAGCAACCGGUAAACGGUUGUCGGACUUUGCUGAGAAGUUAGGCUUGCCGUUUGAGUUUAUACCGGUGGCGGAGAAGAUAGGUAACUUGGAUUUGGAGAGAUUGCAUGUUAGUAAAAGAGAAGCUGUUGCUGUUCAUUGGUUGCAACAUUCUUUGUAUGAUGUUACUGGGUCUGAUACCAACACUCUUUGGCUCUUACAAAGAUUGGCACCAAAGGUUGUAACGGUGGUAGAACAAGACCUAAGCCGCACAGGUACCUUCCUAGGGAGAUUCGUGGAGGCGAUCCACUACUAUUCAGCCCUCUUCGAUUCCUUAGGAGCGAGCUAUGGGGAAGACAGCGAGGAGAGGAAUGUGGUAGAACAACAACUACUCUCUAGGGAGAUCCGCAAUGUUCUAGCUGUUGGAGGGCCAUCUAGGACCGGAGAUCCAAAGUUCGCGAGUUGGAAAGAAAAAUUACAGCAAUCCGGGUUUAGAGGUAUCUCCUUAGCAGGUAAUGCAGCUGCUCAAGCUACUUUGCUCCUAGGCAUGUUCCCUUCUGAUGGAUAUACUUUGGUAGAAGACAACGGUACCCUUAAGCUCGGAUGGAAGGAUCUUUGUCUACUUACUGCUUCGGCAUGGAGGCCUUCUCAUGCUCACACUAUGAGCACAGUGUGUACAAGGAGCCAGUAGCAUUGUGUAUGCAACUGAAUACAUGAAUUAUGAGCCAGUGUUUGUUGUUCGUCGUGGUAUAUAUUGAUCAUCCACGGCUUAAAACAUUGUCUAAUGAAGGCUCAGAAAAGAUCUUCAUAUUUAUUUUACGCCACUUUCUUGUAUCAUACAAGUAUGGGUUUUAGUCAUUUAGGUCUCAGAGAUGGUGAAAGCACAGUUAUAACUUCUUUUAUUUUUUGGGAAGGUUGGGGUUAAGGUUUCUAUUUCUGGGAUUCUGUUUAGUUUUCUAGUUAGUUUCUUUAGUAAAAUGGACUUGAAAAUUCAAAGAUUUACUGACAGUUAAUGUAUGAUGCUUUUUGACGUUGAA